Molecule: messenger RNA, 1828 nt
Organism: Brassica napus (rape)
Lineage: Eukaryota; Viridiplantae; Streptophyta; Magnoliopsida; Brassicales; Brassicaceae
Product: 11-beta-hydroxysteroid dehydrogenase-like 3
Exons: 5
Coding region: 1124-1828 (234 amino acids)
Molecular function (GO): oxidoreductase activity
Source: RefSeq, a predicted model, not a curated record
GCGGUUUCUGGAGACGCGACGAGGCUGACAGAGUGGUGAGAGUCCAAAGAGUUGGCUUUUAAGGACUGAUGAUGACAACCAGAUCUAGUUUUCAAUUUUUUAGAUCUCCGAUGGUCUCAUCAUGGCAGCGGCGCGUGACCUGGGAAUGCGACUCCUCCUCUACAGAUAUCCCUUAGGCUACGACGGGGAGGUUUGUCAGAGGAGUGGGACGGUGGUUGAGGAGUGUCGCCUCUGUUCUUGCAAACGGUGAUUUUUUCUAUCCUUCGUCUGGGAAGGACCUUGAUGACUCCGUUAUCAAAGACGCCUGCAGGAGCUCUCUACUGGCGUGUGUUAGAGGGGUAUUCUGGAGACGGUGCGUGAAGCCUACUCGUUUAAUGGAAGCAGCUGGAUCGUUUAUGGUUCGAUGGUGGUUAGGCGAAAAGGCUCUCUUUCUCUGGCUCUCCGGUUCACGAUUUGUCAAACCAGUGUGGUCAAUGUUCACAGCGAUGAAGUCGAGCUAUAAGCACACAUCUUCCUUGGUUAUGACAUGAAGGAUAUGCAUUCAAAUGUGUAGGAAAGGCAAGAGAUUUGUUAACCGGUUCUCGGUCACAACAUGUGGCAAGGUCCCGAAUCUUAGGACGUGGUCAACCUGAGACAAGGGGCCUUGGUGGAAGCACAUGGUGAGCCUCAAUAUCCCAGCGUCAGAUUGGCUCGUUUGAGUUUUUUACAGUUGUAGUCUCACUCUCUUAAAGAUGAUGAGGCUAAGAUGGUUGGCACUGUUGCCGUUGUCAAAGUCCGAAUUUGCAAGACUACAACGCCUUAGUUCCAGACUAUUUGGAGUCUCCUACGGUGGAAUAUGCACCAUCCGUUGAGGUUGUGGGUGGUGACGCACUAAAUUCUGAUCUUAUGGCACCAAUGGCUCUGGUUUUACUUGUCGAGUUUUCACACUAGGCGACUUUAAUGGUUUAGGAAUAACUUUGUAGUCUUGUUUUUUAGUGGUAGAAUUAGGUGGUUUAAGGGGAGUUACAUCCCGAGUCUUGGGAUGUACUCUUUCUCGUUGUGGUGAAACAUACAUCAAUGUACUCUAGGUUAAGCUGUAUCCGAGUGAGAAAUCACCUAAUGAGUGUUCCAGGGUGUUGCUAAGAUGCAUUGUUAUAUAUGUGGUAAAAAUGAUGUGGUAGCAGAAACAUCACGUCAAUUAGGAUCUGGUGAUGUCAUCAUCAUACCUGGUGACGUUGCUGAGGUUGAGGACUGCAAGGAGUUCAUUGAUGAGGCGAUUCAUCAUUUCGGAAAACUGGACCACCUGAUCAACGAUGCUGGAGUAACUCAAUCCGUUGUUUUUGAAGAUUACAUUCAUAUUCAAGCCGCUAAUCCUAUAAUGGACAUCAACUUUUGGGGCUCGACAUACAUCACUUAUUUUGCAAUUCCACAUCUUCGAAAAAGCAAGGGAAAAGUCAUUGUGAUUACAUCUGGUGCAGAAACUAUAGCUUUGCCGGUGGCAAGCGUCUACUCAGCAAGCAAAGCAGCCUUGAUAAGAUUCUUUGAGACACUAAGAAUUGAGCUCAAUCCGGACAUUAAAAUAACAAUUGUUUUUCCGGGAGUUGUAGCAACAGAUAUGACAACUCCUCGCUGUAUAGAACAUUAUGGUUCAGAUUUUAUCUUCACGGAAACAGUGAGCAGAUGUGCAAAAGGAAUCUUCAACGGCAUUUUUAGAGGAGAGACAUACAUAGAAGAGCCAUCGUGGAUGAAAUGGAUAUAUGUGAUGAAAAACGUGUGUCCUGAAAUCGUUGAAUAUGUACUCAUUUAUAUAUAUAUCCGUUCUCUCAAACCUUUUUUCAAGCGUGAUUGA